Molecule: messenger RNA, 1194 nt
Organism: Entamoeba nuttalli P19
Lineage: Eukaryota; Evosea; Mastigamoebida; Endamoebidae
Exons: 1
Coding region: 1-1194 (397 amino acids)
Source: RefSeq, a predicted model, not a curated record
AUGAUUUCUUGGUUUUUAUUCGUUUAUGCAUUAGCUGUUGAUACUGUGGAUUGUAAUCUAAAAUAUCAAUACGACAAUUAUUUGAUAGCAAGUGCUGUUGAUCCUGACCAAACAAGGUCAAUGGUUAUAACCAAAAAUGGUAGUGUCUUUAGUAUUGAAAAAAUUGGCUUGUCAUUUGUUGUAACUGAGGUGGUUACCAAUUUAACAGUAGACCAUCCUUCUUUCAUGUGUUAUGAAAAGAAUAUUUUUAUUUGUGAUUCUAGAAAUGGAAGUUGUUAUUCAAUAAUGACAGGUAGUUCUGACAAGUUAUUAACUAUGGAAACAAAUAUUACUGGACUAGGAGAGUCAGUGAUAAUUAGUGGGGAUUAUGGAAUAAUAGGGUCUAUUUAUGAAUAUUAUAAAGGAUAUUCUUGUGGUUGUGUUAAAGUUUAUGGAUUAAAUGGAGUAUACAUCCAGACAUUAUGGCCAUUAAAGCCACAUGAUGAUAUGAAAUUUGGACAAAGACUAGCUUCAAAUGCAAAUUUUCUUGCUGUAGGAAAUGGGGAAAAUACUGUUGAUCUUUUUAUUUAUCGUAAUAACAAAUUUGAAUAUCACUCAACAUUAACCUCUCCUUUAACAGGGAUUCAUGAUAAUUUUGGUAGUUCCAUUUCUAUCUUUGGUUAUUGGAUUGCUGUAUCAUCAAGUUUAGGAAAUGAAUUUAAUGGAAUAGUAUUUUUAUUCAAGUACAAUGAAACAAUAGAUACUUUUGAAUUCUAUCAACAACUUACAACCCCAUAUGAUGAUGUUGAUUGGUUUGCUUCAAAGUUUGGAGAGUCUGUUCAAUUUUUUGGAACUAGACUGAUUAUUUCAGCUCCAAACCUCUCUGUUUAUGGAAUGGAUUCUGUAGGAAGUGUCAUUUUCUUCAUAUUAGAUAAUAACAAAUUUGUUCCAGAAAAAUGGGUUAUACCUUCACUCAGAAAAAAUAGCAUGCAGUUUGGUUCUAUCAUUCAAAAGCAAAUUAAUACAGUAUUUAUAUUCACUAAUGAAUUAAAACCCAAAAUGUGUCAAUUCAAAAACAGUUUAUCUGAAACACAUGAAAUUAUUUUUAAGUUAAGUUUAAAUAUUACUGAAUCAGAUAACAUCACAUCAUUAUUUACUCAAAUAACAUUUAAUGUUGCCAAUAGUCUUAGUAUCAAUAAAAAUAAGUUUGCUUAA